CGUCAUUUCAUUCUUCUGCAAACAGUUGCGCCAGUGUUUCACUCUCUCAGUCACCUCGAUUCCAGCUUGUUUCGGAUCGCCUCCCUUAAUUUCUGCAUAUCGCACAGGAAUGAAUCCCCCUAAGCUAUAAUAAACCAUGGCCAGCAAAAGAACCCGCGCAGCCUUCGAGGAAGACCUCCAAGCCCACCAAUCCCCUUACGCCUUCUAUGGAACGCCCCUCCCCCCACUCGACCCCAACGUGCGCGACGAUGGAUCCUACAUGCCGAUCUGGAAACAGGAAGUAACCGAUGACCGGGGAAGGAAACGCUUGCAUGGCGCCUUCACCGGUGGUUUCAGCGCCGGGUACUUCAACACCGUCAGGUCCAAGGAAGGAUGGACCCCUGCGACAUUUGUAUCUUCGCGACAGAAUCGGGCUAAAGAUGCGAAACCGCAACAACGGGCGGAGGAUUUUAUGGAUGAGGAGGACCUGCGUGAAGCUGAGGAGGCGAGGGAGCUUCAGACGAGCAGUGAUUUUGCGGGGUUUGGGUCUACGGAUGCCGAUACUAUGCGCCGUGCGGGAUUGAUGGAUCUCCUCAAGACGGGUGGCGAGACUAUGGGUGUCAAACUGAUGAAAAGGAUGGGAUGGCGGGAGGGCCAAGGCAUCGGCCCCAAAGUGCGACGGAGAGCCGAUCUCGGUGACCGUGCUGCGCAGAGCAACGAGAUGUACCUUUUCGCACCGGACAAUCCGCCCAUGAUAGCCUUCGUCCAGAAAAACGAUCACAAGGGAUUAGGGUUCGAAGGAGAAGCUCGCCUGGACGAGUCGCAUGGCCCUGGGGGGAAGGACUCGGAAGAUGAAGAUUCGGAUCCGUUCUUUGGGCGGCGACUAGAGGCCCCUGGGAAGCAAAAGCCGUCCAAGCCAGAGGAGCCACGUCGCGGCGCAUUUGGUGUCGGUGUCUUGAACGAUACUGGAUCGGAUGACGAGGACCCCUACUCUAUGGGUCCACAGAUUUCCUACAACCGUGUCAUCGGAGGGGACAAAAAGAAGAAAAAAAAGCAAAGAGAGAAAGCCGGGUUAAGAUCGGCCGCUGGUUCAGCAUCCAACCCUCUCGUGAGCACCAAGCCAGUGUUCAUUUCCAAGAAAGCCAUGGCAUCCAGGAAUCCUGGCCGCUUCAGGAAAUGCCACGAUGGCCGUUUACCCUUGGAUGGAUUUGUACUUGCAGACCUGGCUAGUCUCUCUAUCUCGUCCCAGGAGAAACGAUAUGCACCCGAGGCCCCUUCGGAUUGGAAACCCAGCAAAGCUCUGUCGCAAGAGAGGGAUACUACCAACUACGUUUCUACGGCAGACGCUGCCAAAUCCUCAUCGCUUGAUCCUACAUCUCGAGCUGCGCUUUUAGGGGAGGCGCAAUUACCUUCAAAAUCCAUCUUCGACUGGAUGACUCCUGAAGCCCGAGAGAGGAUAGCGAAGUUAACCGGGAAAACGAACCUACCGCCAGCUCUAGGCGAAAAAGCACCUAAAGGCUACGAAAUGUCAGAACCCCAGAAACGACAAGAUCUCUGGGAUCUGGUUCCAAAGCUAGAUAAGCAGCUGGCCGUCCAAGCAUUGACCCGUGCAGUCAGCGGAUGGAUACCCUACUCAGGGGAUCCCGACAAACGCGUCCGUUACCAGUCAUUCCUCGAGGUACGUGCUGGACGCCGUGACACACUUCCCGAACGAGUUCCCGGCUCAACGACCGACGAGUGGGCUUCCGAGUUACGCGAGUUCGCUCGAGCCGCAGAAGUCUUUAAACCAGUGAGCGGGGUUAUGGCAUCGCGGUUCACAUCCGCGUCGUCCGGCCCUAAAGGCUCGUCAGACGAAGCGGAAUCGUCUUCAGAUAACCCGCUACUCAGCAAACCUGCUGAAAAGCCCGAAGAUCCUGCUGUAGCGGCUGCCAAAAUUGGCAUGUUUGGUCCGAUGACCAGGAGCACCAUCUCAUUCCAUCCAGGCCGUUUAUUGUGCAAACGGUUCAAUGUGAAACCGCCUUCUAAUGUGCAGCAAGACCCUGAGGAACAGCAGCGGCCGGGAGGCGCACCUUUCGCUGCUGGUGACCGUUUCCAGUCCGCGGGUUAUCAAGCUCCUGCAAAUGCCGGUCCGAAGCAGUUGGUUUCACGGGACGUUCUGAACCAGCUAAUGGUGGAUAGCGGUCGAGCAGAAAUGGGUACUGAGACUGCAAGAGAGCAUGUAGUUGUGGAGCCAGAACGGAAUGAAGCUCUGGAAGCUGAACGGCCAGGAGAGACGGUUUUCAAGGCAAUAUUUGGGAGUGACGAUGAAGAUGAAGAUGAAGAGAUGGAGUAGCUUCCGUCUUGUAAUGUUACACUGUAUAGCUUCGGAACAACUAUAUGUGGAUGUGAUACUCGGCACUAAACGAGCUUGUUUAAUGGAGCAAAGCUUAUCAUGUG
Molecule: messenger RNA, 2415 nt
Organism: Aspergillus ruber CBS 135680
Lineage: Eukaryota; Fungi; Ascomycota; Eurotiomycetes; Eurotiales; Aspergillaceae
Product: putative G-patch domain protein
Exons: 3
Coding region: 137-2311 (724 amino acids)
Biological process (GO): mRNA processing
Cellular component (GO): nucleus
Molecular function (GO): RNA binding
Source: RefSeq, a predicted model, not a curated record